CCCUCCUAGCCGCAGAGGCCCUCCCUCCCUCCCGCAGAAGGCUCUCAUUUGAGCUUCCUCUCCUGUCGUGUCGCCGCGAUCCUCUGGCAUCCUCCCAUCUGUCACCUGCACUUGCGCGCUUUCAACCUCUCGUGGCCUUUGUUCCCUCAAUUUCACUCGAGACUGCUCCACAAUCGAGUUCGCCUGGUACUUGCAUGCUCUGUCAAAUCGUUUCAGGGAACACGGUUGGGCUGUCGAAUUUCGCGAAUUUGUUUUGACCCUCUUGUUGCAGAGAAUGUGCCAAGUUGGUUUGGCGCUAGUUGAGUAUAACCUCACCACCCUUUUGAUAUAAAUCAGUACUCCUUGCCUCCACGUUACAAGCCUUAUUGUCGGUGGUCGUCGUGGUUCCAGAUUUUUUCGUUGAGUCUGUCGUUGGGUAGUCUGGUGAGGAGCACGGCAUUUCACGUGUUUCUCGUUUGAGAGAUUCUUUGCUGUUGGGAUCGAUCUUUUUGAGCACACGAUCUCCUCGCGUUGCUGCUCAAUGUCGCUAGGUUGAGGUUAAUUCUAACUACAGCGUUUCCGUCGUCUCGGGGCGGCGACGUCAUUAGUAACCCUUGGUGUGAAUUCUUUGAUCCUUGAUUCUUUUGUUUGAGUCCUCGGGGUCCAGAGCACUCGGAAGUUUUCUUCUCCGUUCCUGUACAUCCGAAUCGUUGCUCAUGCUUUUGACUGCAUUUCUCAACUGUUCUUGUAUCGAGGCUAUAGAAGCCACAUGUCCACCGUCUCAAUUUGUUGUUUCCUAGGAUUUGUGCAGCAGCUCUUUUAACGACUGACUCGAAACCGCAAACAAAGUUGUAUGACUGUUUGAGACCAAGGUCGAAAAGUAUCAUUUUCUCAUUAUUGCGACAGAAGUGACGGUCGAGAAGCACACAGAUCUGGGAGGGGACAUCGUAACAAAAGCAGCGAAAAUAGGGAGGCCAUAUCUCGCCCCUUGUGCGCCGCCGGGCACAUACCCGCCGGCACCGAGUUCUCCAGGCGAUGAGAAGAUGUGGCGCUGUCAUGGCGCUACCUAUGCCGAGCUCGUCGCCAACUUGCAAAAGCAUGGCAUCUUAACCUCGCCAGAAGCGGCUGUUGCUAUGUCCAAAGUGGACAGGAAGAUCUUUGUUCCAGAUUCUAAGCUAGCUUACCACGAUGCUCCUCAAGUAAUAGGUUAUGGAGCAACAAUUUCUGCGCCACACAUGCAUUCGUAUUGUCUAUCUCUGCUCGCUGAUUAUUUGAAGCCUGGAAGCAUUGUCCUCGACGUAGGUUCUGGCUCUGGUUAUCUCACUGCUGUCUUCGGCCUCAUGGUUGGAGAGACUGGUCAUACCGUAGGAGUAGAGCAUAUUCCUCAACUUGUUGAGAGGUCGAUCGACGCCAUAAAAAUGACUCCUGCUUCGUCCCUCAUGGAAAUGGGCCGUCUUGUAGUUCAUGUCGCUGAUGGAAAACUUGGCUGGGAAGAGUGUGGACCCUACGAUGCCAUUCAUGUCGGAGCUGCCGCAGCGGAUCUCCCGGAAGCUCUGGUGCAGCAGCUGAAGCCAGGCGGUCGCAUGGUGAUUCCUGUUGGGACAGAUUCUCAGGAGCUUAUGAUUGUUGACAAGCUACUCGAUGGGACAGUGAAGAAGACCAAUGAGUUGGGCGUUCGUUAUGUGCCACUCAUUUAACAUCCUACAUAAUUCUUCUGUUCGAUAACUACGAUGGGCAGUAGCAGGACACCAACGUUCUUAGGAAUAGGGGCUUGCGAAACUCCCGCAGCGGCACCAAUGACCUGUAGUACAGUUUUUAUCAUGCUUUACGAAGUAAGGAGGCAUAGUCUUAGUGCCCUACCAGUUCCAUUUAGUGGGACAAUCCUAGGUUCAAAUUUUGACACUUAUGGUCUAAUUAGGGAUCCGGUCUCGGUCCCUUCCAGCGGAGGAGCUUUGCAAAUUUUUGUGCGUGGAACUCAUGCUUACUAUUUGUUUCCUGGUCUAUUCAGCUAAAGAUGACUUGUUUAUGCCAACUUGUUCACUUUAGCCACUAGGAAUAAAGAUCAGGUCGUUAUUAUCCUA
Physcomitrium patens is the source of this 2060-nucleotide messenger RNA. NCBI's taxonomy places the organism in Eukaryota, Viridiplantae, Streptophyta, Bryopsida, Funariales, Funariaceae. The record is from RefSeq and is a predicted model, not a curated record.